CCCAUCACGGUAGUAACGGGGGGGGGGGGGGGGCUCUGCAGCAGCUCCGGGGGCUGGCCCGGCCUUGCGAAGCGUUGUGUAAGUACCGGUGCCCGGUGCCUGCGCCUUGUUUCAGCCCUUGGGCCGCUUCCCUCUCCGGUGUGGGCGGUCAUCCAUCCCUCUUCGGCCCGCGGAGAUCGUCUGCAUUCUCCGCAACGCCGGCGGGUGCUCUGCUCGGCUGCUCCUCAGUGAGAAGUGUUCCAGGAGCUGUUUUUAGCCGCGGAAGUAAAUAAAAAUCCGGUCAGGUGGACCCUUCGUGACGGCUUUGUCUCCUCCUUCCCGAGGCUUCGGUACGUGACAGCCCAGUGUCUGCGUGUCGCAGGGGAUGGGGAACAGCCAGCUGAGCGGAGCUGGUUUCUGGUGGCGUGCAAAUAACUUUGCUUGCACAAGGGGCAGGAAAGGAAAUAAAAGGAAAUUGUGGUCACUGGGUGAGCGUUAGAAGCUUUAAUGCUACCAGGAACUUGGUGUUUGGAGGGGACUUGGAGAUCUGUCGUAGAUUAUUAUAGCUUGUUUUCAUUCAAAAAGUGUUUAAAAAGGGUACUUUGAGAAGGGACAGCAUCCGCUGCUUGACCUACUUAGCGUCUGUGUGUCUGAGCAGCCUGCCAUCCUGCCGUUUCCCAUUCAGAUGCCACAGAAAGUGGCGUUUCCAGCCCGGCGCUUGUACACAGCUCCGCGGGAGCAGGGAGAGGGCCGGAGCAGCGCCAAGAUGCUGGAGGUGCCACGUGGGCAGAGGAAUGCACUCCCCGAGUGGAGGGUGGAGCGUUGAGAAACAGCUGUUUCUCCAUCAGGAUCCUUUUAAUUCCUCCCGCCCCAAAUCCUAUUCGGACAUGUCCCUUAGCAAAGGAAUCCCGUUUGGAUCCCAAGAGUGGUUGGAUCUGUUGGAAAAGCCUUUAGGUAAAGGCAGUGUUUGCGGACUCAUCCUGCGUUCCAGCCCUGCAGCUACUCAGCAAAGCCUCCUUAGUGGACACCCCUCCAGUGUGGGAUAUCAGAUGGCUCUUGGCCACCUCUCUCCUUCCUCACCUGAGGCAGCGGUGACAAAUAGCACAAUGCGGUGUGAAAUAGUGUCCCUUCUCAGCUCCCCAGGAAACACUCCUGUGUCCUACUUUGAUUCGAAGAAGAAAAGAAAAGUGGCAGAAAUUUAUCAGGCUCUCAACAGCGACCCCAUCGACGUGGCUGCGCUCAGGCGGAUGGCGAUCAGCGAGGGGGGGCUCUUGACAGAUGAGAUUCGUUGCAAAGUGUGGCCAAAGCUGCUAAGUGUUAAUACAGACGACCUGCCCCCUCUUCCAGCAGGAAAGGAGCUGCGAGAGGACAAUAAAGAUUACCAGCAAGUGUUACUAGAUGUGCGGCGAUCCCUGCGCCGUUUCCCACCAGGGAUGCCGGAUGACCAGAGGGAAGGCUUGCAGGAGGAGCUCAUCGAUAUUAUCCUCCACGUCCUCAAGCGCAACCCCCAGCUGCACUACUACCAGGGCUACCAUGACAUCGUGGUCACCUUCCUCCUGGUGGUGGGUGACAGACUGGCCACGGCUCUGGUGGAAAAGCUCUCGACGCAUCAUCUCAGGGAUUUUAUGGACCCAACGAUGGAUAAUACCAAGCACAUUUUAAAUUACCUGAUGCCCAUCAUAGACCAGGUGAACCCUGAGGUGCAUGACUUCAUGCAGAGUGCGGAGGUGGGAACCAUCUUUGCUCUCAGCUGGCUGAUCACCUGGUUUGGGCACGUUUUGUCUGACUUCAGGCACGUCGUGCGAUUAUAUGACUUCUUCCUGGCUUGCCAUCCACUGAUGCCCAUUUAUUUUGCUGCUGUGAUCGUGCUGUACCGGGAGCAGGAAGUUCUGGACUGCGAGUGCGACAUGGCCUCUGUCCACCACCUCCUGUCCCAGAUCCCACAGGACCUUCCUUACGAGACUCUGAUCAGCAGAGCUGGGGACCUUUUUGUCCAAUUCCCACCAUCCGAACUGGCCAGGGAGGCAGCUCAGCAGCAGGCUGAACGAACUGCGGCUUCCACUUUUAAGGACUUUGAGUUGGCGUCAGUGCAGCAGAGACCAGACACUGUGUUGAGGCAACGCUUCAGGGAGCGGCUCCGAGGGGAGGAGCGGACAAAAUCCAUCUUGACAAAGCCAAGGACCAACCGCUUUGUCAAGCUGGCGGUGAUGGGGCUGACGGUCGCGCUGGGAGCAGCUGCCCUGGCCGUGGUGAAAAGUGCGCUGGAGUGGGCACCCAAGUUUGAACUGCAGAUUUUUCCCUGAAGCCAGAGGAAGGGCCUUCCCUGUUACUGUGUCCUUCCCUGGCAGGAAGGGGUGAUGUUUGAUGAAAGGACGACCUGUCUGAAGAUUAUUUUUUAUUCUUGCUGCGUCCCGUGACGCUUUUGGCCUUUGCAACAGAGACUGAUGGGAACCAGCCCAGCAGGAUUGUAACCCACACCGACGCUCACCUUGUUCUCUCCUCCCCGUGCAGGGGUGAGCAGAUGGGCACUGCCGCCAUCUCGUGAGGAACCGGAGGUACGGAUGAGUCAGGCUUUUCAGGCUGUGCACAGGUGACUGAACGAGCGGAGAGCCGUGCAUGGGCUAUGCCGAAACGAUCCCGCGUUCUCUGUUGGGGAUAAUUAGUGGGAGUGAGGGCAGAUCCUUGCCUGGAGGAGAGUGUCAUGGCAGGGUUUGGCCUGGGUGUGUGCAUGUGUAGGGGCGAGGGGCUGUUAUACUCCUGAGGAACAGGGCAGCCCUCUGGCUCUGCAUCACUCCCGUCUGCAGGCUGCCAGCACACUCCCCUGUCUGCAUUCAGCUUUGCUGGUGGUCCGAUCCUUCCCUUUCCUAUAGGCACCCUCUGAGUAGAGCCAAACCUUUCACUUCUGCCAGCGCCCUGCCAUGAGAUUUGUCUCCAGCAUGUAACACUCCAUGGCUCCUUUUGCUUCCUCAUCUUUGCAGCCUGCUCUGUUUACAGAACAGAAGGGCAGGGGACGGGAGUAGACCUGUGGGACUGCCAGAGGGAGCUCAGCUCUCGGUUGCUGGGGCUCCUUUGCUGGCAGUAGCACGGUUGUAUCUUGGGUCAGCAAGGUGAGAGAUGAGUGUCACUCACCCUGCACGAGGUAUGUGCUGUCAUGUGCCAGGUCACAUCACCACAAGUGUUAGUGGCACCAUAAACGCCUGUUGCAGACUUUUUUACAGCUCUGGAAGCAGGCUCUAAUGCAGAGAAGGCUUUUUCCACCUUGUGAAACAUUUUGCGGUAGGAAGUCUGUCUUAAAUCUCCCCCACGAGCUGAUCAGACUUCAUGGUCGCCCCUUGGAAUAACACAAAUGAGGGAGUUUCCCAGAAAGGCCAGCCCCAACCCCCACGUAGCUUCUGUCUCCCCAUCCAGUCCCGUUAACAGUCCUAGCACUCCCUGCCCUCUGAGCUAAGCAUCGAAUUCUAGACAACUCGGUGUCCCACUGAGACAAAGCCAAUAGACACUAUAUGCCUCUACCUCUCCCCUGAGCUGCUAAACCUCCCGCAAGUGCCCUUACCUGUCCCUUACGGCUCCCGCCCAGCUCCCCUGCCAUUGCUGUGUUGUGCCCAAAGCCAUCUGUGCCGUGCCCAGGGGCUGCACACCUGAAAAUCGGGUGUUGGUUGAAGAGUUACAGAUUUCUGGAUAGGGAAGAAAACUCGUGCCCUGCAAGACUCAGCACCCUCCUGUCCCAACCCCUUGCCUGUCGGUUCAUAACUGCCUCUGGGUAAGUUCUGGUUUGCCCUGUGGGCCCUCGCUCUCAGAGGGGCCAUGCCUUUGUGGCCGGAGGGUGUGCGGGCAGUCAUCAUGCCUGACCUGUGUUUCCAUAAAGCUCUGAGCAGAGGAGUUUCCUUUGCCUCUGCAGGCUGAAAUCCGGAACGUGUGAAUCUGCUCUCGCGCAGGCAGGGCAGCAAGACCUGUUCCCUCUGCCACUCGCUGGUGCCAGCGGCUGGCUCGUGCCAGGGCUGUCUGUGCCGUUGGUGAGAGCCGGGGGCUGCUCACGGGUCUCCUCUCCCAGCGUGGUUGAAGGCAGAGCCUGUUUCUGGCCCCUCAACACCUCCCCAGGGCAGCAGUGGUGUGGGGCAGAGGGCUGGGUGAUUUAGCACUUUAGAAACUUGUGGUGCAGGAGAGUCUGUGGUGACCUGGGGAUUCUGCCGGAGGUCCCAGGACCCCUCUGUACACUCCCCCACUGCCCUGAAGGAGGGGAUGGCUGGAAUCCCCCCACUGGGGGGGAAGCCCCUGCAGCCCCCCCGCUCUCUGGCCAUGAUGCACUUUAGUUCUUGCGUUGUCCCCAGGGGAGGAAGGGCCUGGGAGGAGAUGGUCACUUCGGGUGCUUCAGUUACUCUGUACAAAGACUUAUACGUACCCGUGUAAAUGCAGAUUUGUACAAACCUUAUAACUGUAAAAUAAACAGUUACUAAACA
This is a messenger RNA of Aquila chrysaetos chrysaetos, 4436 nucleotides long. It is a transcript of the gene TBC1D20, whose product is annotated as TBC1 domain family member 20. The record is from RefSeq and is a predicted model, not a curated record. The transcript has 9 exons. Gene Ontology annotation, biological process: endoplasmic reticulum to Golgi vesicle-mediated transport; positive regulation of GTPase activity. Bases 774 to 2282 code for a protein of 502 amino acids. Gene Ontology annotation, cellular component: endoplasmic reticulum membrane. Gene Ontology annotation, molecular function: GTPase activator activity. NCBI's taxonomy places the organism in Eukaryota, Metazoa, Chordata, Aves, Accipitriformes, Accipitridae.